GUCCGAGGUAUAGAAUUCAAAUUUCAGUCGAAAUGCGGACAUGGGCGGUAUGCUCUGUUUGCGGAAAGGGACCGUUCAUGCUUUCAAAUCUGUAUAAACAUAUGCGAAAUAGCCACCAUUAUUUUGAAGAGGAUGUCGAGGAGGUCAAACGAGCAAUAAAGAGAGCAAUAUACCCUACGGAGUUAAAAUGCAACGUCUGCGGAAAAAGCUAUUUCUCGGAAGCUGGCUUGAGAGAACAUAAGCGUGCGCAUGCUGUUGACGGAGAAUCGCCGUCAACUUCGAACAACACAGGGAGGAAGUCUGUUCCUCAAGUCGAGUGUCCCGGUUGCAAAGCAGUCUUCGUCAACCACUUGCAGCUGUCUCAACAUUGCCAGAAAAAUCACAACGAUGGGAGCACCAAUUUCAAUACAGUAAAGAAGACAUUUGGUUCUUGGUCGAGGUUUGAGACAUGGCUGGCCGAAAUGGAGCGAGCAACUAUUACCAGAUUUGUGAAAAGAAGUAACAGGAAGAGUAGUAAAGGUGUAAGCCAAAUCUACAUAUGUCAACACGCAAGAGGCAACGGGGGAACCGUCGAUCCUAAGCAAAUGCGGAAACGGUAUAGGGAGACAAAACGUGUUCACAAGAAUUGUCCAUCUUUUGCAAAGGCCUUGGAACGUCGUGAUGGUUUGGUUGAAGCUGAAGCCUGCUUUGGUCAUCUCGGACAUGAGGUUAGCACCGCUCUCAUGCCGUUAUCAAAGGAUGACGUGGAGAUUGUCAAAUCCAUGCUCUUGGCGGGUGUUCCUCCUGGAAAGAUAGUCUCGGAACUGCAUGACAAGAAUUUCUUGCCGGACGUCGUCCCAGAACGGCAGCCACGACUUUACUACCUCACCCCGAGAGACGUAACUAAUAUCGCUUCUCGCUUCAAAAUCACAGUCGCAAACAAUGAUCGGUCGGUUCGAACUAGAACUCGCUCUCAAAAAGCUCCGAAUUCGAAACCAACCAACACCUUUUCUCAACACGACGAGAUUUCUCAUAAUGCUGAGAGCACCUAUCAAGAUAUCCAAAACGAGGAUAUUUCCGACUAUGCUGAAGACAACCGCAGUUUGACACCUGCUUCAUUGUCUGACGAAGUUCCGCUACAAGAAAGGCUUGAAGAAGCUCUUCGUGAAGCUCAACGAAUCCAAGCCCAAGUGGGCAAACGUGCGCGCCUUUAUUACAAGAAUGAGCGGCUCGAUCUGUUAGAAGAAUUGAAUGGAAAACUUUUGGACUUGGCAACUCUUAUUGGUAAACCCGGCAUCAUUCCCAGGGAUUGGUGGUCCUGCGAUACAAGCAUAAAGAAAGUGAACAAACGUCAUCUUCCUGAUUUAUCUAAUGUGACCUGUCAUCGUGGCUGGAGGAGUCAAGCUGUUCACGGUCCCUCUCGCGAUAACUUUGUGCUAUGUGUUGAUUUUUCUAUCAACGUAAGACAAGUUCGAAGUUCCACCCAUGAUCAUAACAAGAGUUCACUCUCAUGUCGUAAUAACUGUGGAAAUGGCUUAAAGAGCGACGACGACACUUGUUUGCUUAUCACAAUGCAAGCGACUUCCGUCGUAGUGUUUUUCAUCUGUCUGUGCUAUAUCGAGGGCUUCCCUCCAGAUGCUAUGAUUGGCAUAAAGUUCUCUAGCACGGAAAGAAAUGAACGCGAUGCCAUAGAGCCGGAAAAAUUGGUCGGAGUACGCGAGUUGGACGAAGGGGAUUCUUCUGAGAAGAUGGUUGGCUUAACAGCUCAAAGGCAGACAAGAAGGCUCACAUCAUCAUUUGCGGAAGGAAAUAUCGGUGAAGAUGUUGGCGGCUUGAUAACCGGCAGUUUUUGCUCGGACAACAUGGAGUAUUACCGAUCUCACUGCACAAAUUUUGUUGCUGAAGAUCCUGAUCGAACCGUUCAGGCGGCUGUCCUUAAAUUUUGCACCUGGUUUGAGGAUAGUGACCCAAAGAGUUUGAUGUAUAACAAACCACUGCAUCCUCGUAAUACACCCAAGGACUACAGGAUAAGAUCUUCCGAGGCUACACGUUCACAAUACCCGAAGGAUAUACUCUGA
Cylicocyclus nassatus is the source of this 2057-nucleotide messenger RNA. The record is from the annotation of a GenBank genome assembly. Lineage: Eukaryota; Metazoa; Nematoda; Chromadorea; Rhabditida; Strongylidae.